AUGUCUUUCAUCAGAACUGUCAUGGCGGCACUGGUUCUACUCACAGCCCCAGCCGCGGCGGCAAAGUUCUGCGACGGUCAAGUGUGCUACUCCGAGUUUGUCAGUCCCCAAAAGAUUGCGUUCCGCGUCGCCAUCCCGGACACGGCAGCCCAAGGCACGAACUUCGACAUGCUUCUUCAGAUCGUAGCACCCAAGACUGUUGGCUGGGCUGGCAUUGCCUGGGCGGGUCGGAUGGUCAACAACCCCCUCACCAUCGCCUACUCGGAUGGUGGUAGCAGCGUCACGGUCAGCAGCCGCUGGGCUUCAUCCAUGUCUCCCCCUUCCCCAUACCCCGCCGCAUCGUAUGAGAAACUCCCAAUGUCAACUACGAACGCCACACACUGGCGUCUAGAUGCCAUCUGUAGCGGCUGCAGUUCCUGGCAGGGUGGUGCACUGGAUCCUGCGUGCACCACGGCGGCAAUUGCGUGGGCCAUGGCGCAUGCAGCACCCGCACAACCGUCAAGCAACACCAGCUCCAUCCGUUAUCAUUCAAGCAGGGACCAUAUCAGCUUCGACUUGGCUGCUGCCAAGAUUGCCAACUUCAACGACGUGGUUGGUGCUCUGAGGGAAUUUGGUGCCGGGACUGUUUGA
Molecule: messenger RNA, 630 nt
Organism: Pyricularia oryzae 70-15
Lineage: Eukaryota; Fungi; Ascomycota; Sordariomycetes; Magnaporthales; Pyriculariaceae
Exons: 2
Coding region: 1-630 (209 amino acids)
Source: RefSeq, a predicted model, not a curated record